AUAACAUUCGAAAAAAAAAACUCAACAAAAAAAAAGUGUGAGGCAGGAAAGUAAAUGGCGUCUCAAGUUGUUUUUUAUUCGAUAUCAAUGUGUUUCUAAUCUCACUGUGUCGUUUAAAAUGUUGUCGUGUCAGUAGUAUCAAUUUGUUAGCUGCAGUUGUUGUUUCAUUGACGAUUCAUGGUGAAAUACCCGACGUUUCACCUUUUACCGUGAAACAAUGGCGUCGAAUGAUUCCAUGGAAUCUCACGUAAAAGUUGGUGAAAAUGGUGAUUUCGUGGAUGAUUGCGGCAAUGCGUGCAGCGAUACGGACGCCGGCGAGAGCACCAAGCGCCGUCGAGUGACACACGAUUAUCGCAAACUUUCGAAACUGGGAUACGAUCCAAGUGUGCCAACUAAUUCGAAACAGGCAUCAUCUGGCGAUUCCAAAGGAAAGAAGCGCAAACGCAGUAGCGAAUCCAAAGAGCUAUGUGUUUGGGGAGAAAACACGCGACCGGCCAAAUACAGCAAGAUAUGGCCGGUGUUUGACUCGGGAGGAUUCGGUGACACCGCAGUCCUAACUAUGCACAUCCUCCACAAAUCACCAGCAAUGAAGAACCCUUUACUCUUCAGACAAGACAAUUUCAACAGCAAUGACCCUUAUAUCGGAGGAUUCGACUGGUUCGGAGGCAUCAACUCCGCGUGGAAGCAAAUUCAACUGUCCAACACGAUACCUCGCGAUGAUCUAACCAAACGAAUUUAUUCAUCAGUAUCCCGACAGUUGAAAAUAAUAAACACGCACUUCCAAAGGUCAAUGUUUCGAUACAAGUACCCUAAAGUAACACGGGCAAAUGUACUUUUACACUCAAAUUCGAGGCGUCUAUCCACACACUUCAGCAUGUCCGUGAAAGCUAUAAAAUUUCAACCGACACCUCGAAGGGAGCUACCGUGUUAUGGGAACUUGGAGUUACCGUUGAAAAUUAAACAGGAGAAUGUCUCGACCCAGUUUUAUCCUGCUAUCCGGAAUCAUAAAAGUGAAAGUGAAAAACAGAGUGAUGUUAAAGUGAAAGUGGAAAGGGAACUGGUGAAGUAUGAGGGUGAAAAGGAGAGGAAUAAGGAUAGAGAAAGGGAGAGGAGCAAAGAUAGAGACAGGGAGAGGAGUAAGGAUAGAGAAAGGGAGAGGGAUAGGUCCUCUCAUUCGUCUCGUCAUUCGUCUUGCCAGCAGUGCAGAAGGAGAGCAAGAGUGAAACGCUGCUCCAUCGGAGUGCAGUGUAGAAGGGAGAAGGAGAAAACUGGCCCCGUGUGGGGCACCGUCGCACACAGCCUGGAUUUUAAAGGAAUGAAGUAUCAUAGGUUGAUGCGUGUGGAGACCCAUCCAAACGGCGGUGCGAGCGUAGUGUACCUUUACCAGCACGACAUUGAUAUGCUGAGUGCCACACAACAGGAGUCACUCGCUAAGGAGUUCCUAAAGCUGGUAUUCUCGGAAGACAGCGAGGGUUGGGCGUACUUUGUCUGCGGAGUGGUCCGAGGCGCUGCGGCCAGGCUACCCUGUCUGCUGCAGUAUCUGGCAGAGCAGCACCCCACCCUGACGGUGAAGGCCGGCGUGUUGGCGCGCGCCUCCGACAUCGAGACCACCACCAUCAGCAAAUAUUACCAACAGGUGCAACAAUCGUACUUGGCUGGUACUUUUCGCUGCGGGCCGCUGCAUCAGAUCUCUCUAGUGGGCACAGUGCACGAGGAGGUCGGUGGUUACUUCCCCGACAUGCUCGACAUGCUGUCGGAAUGCCCCUUCCUUAACCUGACAAUGCCGUGGGGCCCAAUGUCGGCCGUGGAAAUGGAGCCCAAGGAGUCAAACGACGGCCCCAUCCUGUGGAUCAGGCCGGGCGAGCAACUGGUGCCCACUGCUGAACUUGGCAAGAGUCCCAUCAAGAAGAGAAGGACGGGUAUGAACGAGCUACGCAAUCUACAGUACCUACCUCGUUGGAGCGAGGCGCGCGAGUUUCUCUUUGAGGAUAGAACGCGCGCGCACGCGGACCACGUCGGGCAUGGUCUGGACAGAAUCACCACGGCUGCCGUUGGUGUUCUGAAAGCAAUCCACUGUGGGGACGAGUCAGACAGAGGCAGAAUUACUAAAGACGUGGUCGCUUUCCAUGCGGGGGACUUCAGCAAACUCGUGUCACUGUUGCAGCUGGAUCUAUACGAGCCGCCCAUCUCACAGUGCGUCACAUGGUUGGAAGAAGCGAAACUGAACCAACUGCGUCGCGAGGGCGUGCGUUACUCAAGACUACCGCUGUGCUCUGACGAUGUCUACUUCCUACCCAGAAACAUCAUACACCAGUUCCGGACCGUGUCUGCGGUCACCUCCAUAGCGUGGCAUCUUCGUCUGAAGCAGUACUACGCGUCGUCGGAAGCCUCGUCUCCAGCAGAUGAACGUCCUCCGCCCGACCAGCCCAUCAUCAACCAUACCGAAACUAAGAAAUCCACAAAGCACAAGAGCGGCGUCAUAGAAAUGAGAGCUCUAAGCGCUAAGUUCAAAGAGAAAGCAGCGCUCAAAAUAUCCGAAACCAGAAAGAGUCUGGAAGUCAGAGGAGAAACAAAAGAGAAAACUGACGAAAAGAAGGACAGACGAUCAGAAAAACAUGAAAGAACAGAAAAAACUGACAAGGACAAACAUAGACACAGAGAUGACAAACAUAGAACCGACAAAUCCGACAGUCGGACUGAGAAACUUGACAAAUCAACAGAAAAAUUGGACAGAUCAGACAAAUUGGACACCAAAACGUCUGACAAAGAAAAUAAAUCUGACAAAAUUGACAGAACAGAUAAAGAAAAACAAAUUGAUAGUCGGACAGAUAAAUCGGACAUCAAAACUGAUAAAAGUGACCGCUCGGACAAAGAUCGGUCAUUAGAUCCAAAAACUGAUAAAAACGAUAGCCGAGCAGAAAAAUCUGACCACAAAUCCGAUAGCAGAACUGAGAAGGAAAAUAGAACAGUGGAAAGGUCGGAUAAAUCGGAUCGGUCGUCCGACAAAUCGCACGACAGUCACCGACGACAUUCUUCAUCCCGACACAGAUCACACCACAAAUCUGAGAGAUCAAGAGAUCAUAAAGAUUACAAAAAGGAUCACAAAUCUGACGAGAAGAAAUACGAAAGGCACAGAGAAAAAGUGAAAGAAGAAGUGAAAGUGAGGGAGGUGAAAAGUGAAUCCAAAGUGCAAAGUGAAAAGUUACCGCAAUCGGUCCACCGGCCUCCAGAUUAGGUGUGUGUGUGUUUAGACACUUGAUUUGUGCUUAGUGUGCGUUUUUUGAAAAAACAGUUUGCACCUUGUGUCGGUUGGCCAAAAUAAUGUUAUUGUUGUGUUGUGGUAUUAUUAACAUGAAAAUUACAGAAUUUCGGUUUUUUUUUUACAUAAAAAAAGAUUGAAAAACAAAAAGCUAUGCAAAUUGGCACAGUUAGAAAUCUGAGAGUUGAGACUUUCAUCUGAAAUAUGUUUAUUUCAGAAAUUAUUUAUUGUUAGAGCACUUGCCAAAACAUGUAUAUCGAAUUUCUUGUAUAUUAUUUUUUCUUAAUUUUUUUACCAGUGUCUAUUGCCAAAAACUUCAUUGAAAUUUUGAAUUUGAUGUCUAAAAUUGAAAAGUUAUCGAAUAAAAAAAUUUACUAAUCAAAAUGUCCUUCAAAUGUCAAUUUCUUAAAAAAAAUGAAACAAAAAUACCUUAAUUUAGUACUAUAAUAAGUGCUAAACAAAUUUGAUCUCUAUUACAACCGCACAAGGUUCAAAACGCUUCAAAAGACUCGCUAAGUACCUUAUUGGUAGAAUAGGAUAAUGACCCUGUAAAUACUAGGAUUAAGUCUCGUAGAGGCUAAGCAAAGAAUGAUUGAAUGCGCAGUUUUAGAUACUACCCUCGUUUUGCUAAAAAGUGACUAACCACAAAAAAAUUGUUUUUAAGUCAUUGCCAGAAAAAUGUGGGAAUUUUGUAAAACUGAUGUUUCUAAAAAAGUAUUCUAACAUAUGACCCAAGUUUUUUAGUUGGGUUCUACAUCACAAACUUUUUCAGAAAUGUCAGUUUUUCUUAAUUCCCAUGUUAUGUACCUAUAAAUAAAAAACUAGUUUCUGGGAUAGUCUCUUUUUAACAAAAGGAAAGAUUGCUAAUUUUGUUGUACACAGUCUCUAUAUUCUCUCUGCAUCAUAUCAUUUGCUGAGGUCCAUAACCUCUUCCAUUAAACACAUUUUUUUUUUAUAAUAAUGCGGUAUACUCAUCUAUGAGUGCUUAAGCUACCAUACAAAUAGUUGUAUGGCUAUUUCGGAACGUAUUGUCGGAUUCGGAUCGGAUGCAGUGCGUAAUCGGACGAUUAUAUUGACAGAUUACGGAUAGGUUUGAUUUUAGUUAUUUUUAGUCUUCAGAGAAUUGUGUACAACUGAAUAAGCGCUAAUUAUACCUAUUUUAACUUUUUUUUUAUUUUAAACCAGUGAUUUUAUUUUAUCGUUUUAUUUUUCAUACUAACUACAUGCAUGCAUACCAACCCUUGCAGUAUUAAACUGAUUUAUAUACAACUAAUUUUAACCAUUUUAAGGAACUUUUUUAGUUUCAUAAUUUCAUUUAUAUUUCGUGUCUCACGACUGUUUUAGUCAAAUACUCGCCGCGUUUAAGUAAAAUUGGAAGUCAAAUCAGCUACUUUUUAUCAAAUGUCAAAACGCUCGCUUAGUAUGGGAGCUUGUAUGAAAUACACAGAUGUGACGUCAUGCACAUUUGACGUAAUUUGACGAACUUUUUUUUAGUUAAAUCGAUAAUUUAAAAUGGCUAGUAAACUCAAAACUAGCAGUGAUUGUGGGUUUUACGAAUUUUGGAACACCCUCUAUUUAAUAAAUACAAGGAAAUGUUAUUUUUGGCAUAGGCAUCAUCCCCAUUGGAAGUUUUUCACUCAUUUGCAAGCCCUAAGACAAAAUCAUAAUAAAUAAUUCUAGUAUUUGUCCAAUUCAUUUGGACCAGGCAAAGGUCAUAGACCAUACAGCCAUAAUUUUUCUUGUGGUAGUCCAAACUCAAAAAAUAACUCGCAUUUUUUCUACUUUUGGAAAAUUGUCAAGUUUACGUUGGUUUAAUUUUUUUUUAAUUAAACUUUUUUUUUCAUUUUAUUUUUUCUUACCCACAUCUAAAACUGCGUUCUGAAUGUGAUGUAAAAGUUUUAAAGUCGAAGUUUAAUAAUAAUAAUAAAAUUAAUAAAGUAAAAUAAAUUUUAAGAAGAAGAUAAAUUUUAAAUAUCCACACAUAUUUCUAAUGAAUGUGCACUAAAACCGUCUUCAUGUUGUACGAUACGACAUCGACAACGAUCGCCGAUCCGAUAUUUGGACUUUGUCUCUAUAGUACGCUCCACACCUUUUAUAAAAGGAUUUAAAAAAAUUACACGCGUUUUAAAAAGUAUUUUUCGAGUUAUCACCAAAAAAACUUGGAAAAUGUAGAAAGAAUUGAUGCUUUCUAAAAAACUAUGCUAAGGAAGACCAAGGUUUAGCAAGUUAGUUUUUAGGUUGGUCCUGAGUUUUUUGGCGAUAACUUUAAAACUACGUUUCGGGGUUACGCUUUUCAGUAAAAGGAAUAGUAAGGUUGAAAUCUAUAGAGCGCACUUUCACUUUGCUUUACUUGAGUUUCAGUUAAAACGAGACAGAUUGAUGCCAGUGGUAUAAAGCUGUCUCGUUUUAACAGUGUCUUAAGUCUGCCUUAGUUUCUAGUUUGGAUAAAAAAAUAUAGUUUUCUGAAAAAAAUUGGGAAGAGAAAGGUCACAAAUAUCGGAUCCGCACCCGAGAAAUAUAUCGUAUCGUACAAGUGAAAAUACUGUAAGAGUAAAAAGAUAUAUUGAUAGUUUAGUUAAGGUUAGAGUAAAUUUUUUUGUGAUUUUUAAAAAAUAACUAUUAUUAAAUUAUUUAUUACAUCACUGUUGAUGUUACGCGGCUGAGUGACGGAUACCGGAACCUUAAUAGCUCGUUCACACAGGCUGCGUAUGCGUAGACGUAGCGCGUACCAUUGCGUUGUAAUUUAUGGAACUGUAUGAAACAUGGCAUACCGCUUGCGUAAAGCGUGGAUGUAUGCGUAACCCGGUGUGUUAGGGGUUUACGCGCUUCACUACGUACGUGUCACGUGUACGCAAUUAGUGUGAAUCGGCCUUUAAUUACUUCCGAGUUAUUUAUUUUGAGAAUGGAGUAUAUUUUAAACACAAGUACAGUAAUAUCACUUUUACAAGUCGAUUAGGUAUGUAAUUUAAUAACAAAUGAAAAGAAAAUACCUAUUGUAAAAUUACUUUUGAGUAGUAUUUGAAAUUGUGAAUGAUUUGGUCUGACGAAUGAUAUUAUAUCAAUAUAUGUUACGUUCUUAUUAUAAUAUAAUAUAAUAUGGCGUAUGGAAACAGUAUUCGCUGAUGAACAAGAAAGAAGAUACGAAAUGCCCAAGAGCAUAAGAGAUAACGAAUGUUUUACUUAUCCUUUUUUACAUAUUAUUAUGUAUUAUAAUAUCAUUGGAUCUUUCCAAAUCUUGUUUGUUAAAUUCAACCAGAUGGAUAACUAAUAAUUUUGUAAAAAGACAGUUUUUAAAUCUUCAAUAAAUUAUAAACCAAUUUUUAAA
This is a messenger RNA of Maniola jurtina (meadow brown), 6584 nucleotides long. RefSeq names its product lysine-specific demethylase 9. Gene Ontology annotation, cellular component: nucleus. NCBI's taxonomy places the organism in Eukaryota, Metazoa, Arthropoda, Insecta, Lepidoptera, Nymphalidae. Bases 218 to 3235 code for a protein of 1005 amino acids. The transcript is spliced from 12 exons. The record is from RefSeq and is a predicted model, not a curated record.